Messenger RNA from Dryobates pubescens (Downy woodpecker), 1418 nucleotides. It is a transcript of the gene CCKBR, whose product is annotated as cholecystokinin B receptor. The record is from RefSeq and is a predicted model, not a curated record. Gene Ontology annotation, cellular component: plasma membrane. Gene Ontology annotation, molecular function: cholecystokinin receptor activity; gastrin receptor activity. The transcript has 5 exons. The coding region runs from base 108 to 1418 and encodes 436 amino acids. Gene Ontology annotation, biological process: phospholipase C-activating G protein-coupled receptor signaling pathway. NCBI's taxonomy places the organism in Eukaryota, Metazoa, Chordata, Aves, Piciformes, Picidae.
CUCCCGGUGGCUCCGGAGCCGAAAGGAGCAUCCCGGGGCUUCCCGGGGCUCCUCCCGGUGCCACCGGAGGGGGGGGUCCCGGUACGCGGCGAAGGUUUCGCGGUACCAUGGAGCCCUCAAGCUUUAACGAGACGCUGCCAGAGCUUCUCUGCCGACCCGGGAACGGUUCCGGUUCCAUCAACGGGACCGGGAGCGGCGGCACGGGGAACGGCUCCGUUUGUGACCUCCUGAGGAGGGGUUUCCGCGGGCCACCGGUACCCACAGGGCUGGAGCUGUGGGCACGGCUGGUGCUCUAUGGGCUGAUCUUCGGGCUGAGCGUGGUGGGCAACGCCCUGGUGGUUGGCAUCCUGGCCCUCAACCGGCACCUGAGGACGGUCACCAACCUCUUCCUCCUCUCCCUGGCGCUGAGCGACCUGCUGCUGGCACUCUGCUGCAUGCCCUUCACCCUCCUGCCCAACCUCAUGGGCACCUUCGUCUUCGGAGAGGGCAUCUGCAAGCUCAUGGCCUACCUGAUGGGGGUCUCGGUCUCGGUGUCCACCUUCAGCCUGGUGGCCAUCGCCAUCGAGCGGCACAGUGCCAUCUGCCACCCGCUGCAGGCCCGCGCCUGGCAGACUCGCUCCCAUGCCUGCAGGGUCAUCGGUGCCACCUGGACCUUCUCCCUCCUCCUCAUGCUGCCCUAUGCCAUCUACAGCACCACCCGGGCAGGGCCCUUCAGGGCCGUGCAGUGCGUCCACGCCUGGCCCAGCGAGAAGGUGCGGCAGGGAUGGUACGUGCUGCUGCUGCUGCUGCUGUUCUUCGUGCCGGGGUUGGUGCUGUCGGUGUCCUAUGGCCUCAUCUCCAGGGAGCUCUGCCGGGGGCUGCGCUUCCAGAUGGACCUCAAGGGGAAGCCCCCAGCUCUGGUGGCCGGCGAGGAGGACGGGGACGGCUGUUCGCUGCCCGCGGCGGCGCCUGGCACGGGGCUGGAGCUGCGGGGAGCGGCGGGCGGCAGCGGCGGGGAGCGGGCACGGGUCAGCAGCUGGCAGGCGCAGCUGGCGGCCAAGCGGCGGGUGAUCCGCAUGCUGGUGGUGAUCGUGGCCCUCUUCUUCCUCUGCUGGCUGCCCAUCUUCGCCGCCAACACCUGGAGGGCCUUCUCCCCCCGGGCUGCCCAGCGGGCGCUGGCUGGCACCCCCAUCUCCUUCAUCCACCUGCUGGCCUACGCCUCGGCCUGCGCCAACCCCCUGGUCUACUGCUUCCUGAACCGCCGCUUCCGCCAGGCCCUGCUGGCCGCCGCUGCCCGCGCCGGCCGCUGCCGCCCCCGCGCCCGCCCGUGCCAGCCCCUGCCCCACCACCACCCCCAGGAGCUGCCCGCCGCCCCCACCAGCAGCGCCUGGCACUCCAGGGGCAGCUGCACCACCGUCAGCAGCCUGGGCCCGCCCUGA